Messenger RNA from Prorocentrum cordatum, 1506 nucleotides. Lineage: Eukaryota; Dinophyceae; Prorocentrales; Prorocentraceae. The record is from the annotation of a GenBank genome assembly.
GCGACCAGUCUGGCACAUGCGCCGGAUGGGCAGGUCACUUUAGACUUGGGCGACGGUGGCGACCCCAUCGCAGUCACGUUGUCCAGUGGGAGGGUCGUCAUCCAAAAAAGAACCAGUGGCAGCAUUGAUUUCUUCAGGGGGUGGUCCGAGUACAAGUCGGGCUUUGGCGACAACGACAACUUCUGGCUCGGGAAUGACAACAUCCACCGUCUCACUGAAGCGUCGAGCGAGAUCGAGCUGCGGGUGGACCUAGUGGACGCCACUGGUCAGCCGGGGCACGCCACGUAUUCCAAUUUCCACGUGGACAGCGAAUCGAACCUAUAUCAAUUGACAGUCGGCGGGUAUUCAGGAGACAUCGGAGACAGCCUGGCCAUCCACAACGGGCGCAGCUUUACAACCAGUGAUCAGGACAACGACCUUGACCAGCAGGGCAACUGCGCCAGUAAAUAUUUGGGCGCGUGGUGGUACAACAACUGCCACCGGUUGGCAAGUGAUUUCUCCCACACCCAGCCCAACAGCCAGCCCCACGCCAAGCCCGACUUCGCACCCGACGGCAUUCCCGACGCCGUACCCGACAGCCUUCCCGACUCCAUACCCAACUGCCUUCCCGACGCCGUACCCGACGGCUUUCCCGACAGCCUUCCCGACGCCGCGUGCCCGGAGAUCCCGGGUGACCUCGACCAGCCCGACUACGUCGGCAGGGCCCUCAGCGCUGGCAACCUGGCGCUGACCGCGGCGGCGGGCUGCCGCCGACGCCGGCCUCGCCAGCUCGAGACGCCCGAGGCGCAGCCUGAGCAGGCCCCGCGCCCCACCGCGGAGGACGACGCCGACGCCGUCGCGCUGAGGGCCGAGGGGCUGUUGAGCGCAGUAUCCGCUGUCACCCCCGGCGGCGACCGCUAUGAGAGGGAUGCCACCAUCGGUGACGGUGUCUAUUCUGAUCACCGGAUCGAGGAUGAGCUCACGUGGGAAGCCCAUGGCAUCGGGGACAGUGCCAUGAUGCCGCUGGCGGGUGGUGACACCGCGGUGCUCAUGCAGUUCGAUCGGAAGGAUCUUGACGACUACGUCAACGAUGACCUGAGAACUCCUGCGACGCAGUCGGGGCACAGGAAGGGGGCCGCCAAGAUGCAGAGCGGGGACACGUCGCAGCAUGAGUGCGAGGCGCUCUCCCAUAUCCUGGAGGCGAUGGCGCAUGUGGACCAGCUCAGCGUGACCGUCGGCCAGUCGGGAGAGCUGAUGGCUACGAGGCUCCGUCUUGCCGAGGACGCGCCCGCCCGCGCUAGAGCUGGGGGCGCGCCAGACUACAGAGCGGCUGACUGCUGCAUGGGCUGGUCUUCGCGCAGGAAGGGAGUGGUCAUCGACCCGCAUUUGCGCCGCCUCGCCGCCGACAACCUCCGCGGCGAGUCGCAGGAUGCCGCGGAGGCGAGCAAGGCGAAGGAGGAGCAGCGGCUGCGCGCGCAGACUGGCGGCGGCAUAAAGGACGGCAGGAACGACAAGGAGCGCCCCUGA